AUCUCUCUACCCAAAUAAGGAUAAAGUUGAGAAAAGAAGAAAGAUCCCGUCGAAUACCUCCGACAUUUCUUUUCAAUCUUUCGCUGUGUACCGUCGAAUCGCUGUUUUCAACCUUUCGAUCUCCAAGCGAUCCCAGAAGCCCUAAUCCCUCUCGCAUGAUAGUGGUAUCGAAUUGAAGGUUUGGAACGUUAAAAUCUUUAAUCGAGGACGACAGCAAUGGCCGAGGAAUCAAAGCAGAAAGGUGCAGACGUUGCCACCACUGACAUAUACAAUGUUGAAGCUGCUGAAAUUCUUGCCAAUGAGGCCCAGCAUCUACCUAUCUUGGAGGCGGCACCGAUUUAUGAGAAGCUACUUUCGACAUUUCCUACGGCUGCCAAAUACUGGAAGCAGUAUGUGGAGGCAUACAUGAAUGCAAACAAUGAUGAGGCUACAAAACAAAUAUUCAGCCGGUGCUUAUUAAAUUGUCUUCAUAUUUCUCUUUGGCUUUGUUACAUCCAUUUCAUCAAGAAAGUAAAUGAAAAGAAGGGAGCUGAGGGUCUUGAAGAAACCAGGAAAGCUUUUGAUUUUAUGCUGAGCUAUGUUGGAUCUGACAUCGCAUCUGGACCUGUGUGGAUGGAUUACAUUACUUUCUUGAAGUCAAUGCUGGCUACAACAGCUCAGGAAGAGUCGCAUCGCAUGACUUCUGUGCGGAAAGUAUACCAAAAAGCAAUUGUUACUCCAACCCAUCAUGUGGAGCAGCUUUGGAAAGACUAUGAAAAUUUUGAGAACUCUGUUAGCCGCGCACUGGCAAAAGGGCUAUUAUCUGAAUAUCAUCCAAAGUUUAACAGCGCCAGGGCUGUCUACAAAGAGCGGAAGAAGUAUAUGGAUGAAAUUGAUUGGAAUAUGCUCGCUGUUCCACCAAGUGGUACCUGCAAGGAAGAGCAGCAAUGUAUGGCGUGGAAAAGGCUCUUGGCAUUUGAGGAAGGGAACCCUCAGAGGAUUGAUGCUUCAUCUGCCAACAGACGUGUUAUUUUCACUUUUGAGCAGAGUCUGAUGUAUCUGUAUCAUUAUCCUGAUAUAUGGUAUGACUAUGCAACAUGGCAUGCAAAGAGUGGCUCUGUGGAUUCAGCAGUUAAAGUUUUUCAGCGGGCUUUGAAGGCUCUUCCUGAUUCUGAGUUAUUAAAGUAUGCUUAUGCGGAAUUGGAAGAGUCUCAAGGUGCAAUUCAGCCUGCCAAGAAAAUAUAUGAGAGUCUUGUAGCUAACGAUGCAAGUACAAUGUCACUUGCACACAUUCAGUUUAUUCGGUUUUUAAGGAGAACUGAGGGCAUUGAAGCAGCUCGGAAGUAUUUCUUAGAUGCUCAAAAAUCACCGACCUGCACUUAUCAUCUAUUUGUUGCAUAUGCUAUGGUGGCAUUUUGUCUCGACAAGGAUUCCAAGGUUGCACAUAGUGUUUUUGAAGCUGGAUUAAAGAGAUUCAUGCAUGAACCUAGAUACAUCCUUGAAUAUGCAGACUUCUUAUGUCGUUUGAAUGAUGAUAGAAAUGUCCGUGCUUUGUUUGAGCGCGCUCUAAGCUCACUUCCCCCAGAGAAUUCUGUAGAGGUUUGGAAACGAUUCUCUCAAUUUGAGCAGACAUAUGGAGAUUUGGCAAGCAUGUUAAAGGUUGAACAAAGAAAAAAGGAAGCUCUAUCAAGAAUGGCAGAAGAUGGUUCGUCAGAGUUAGAGAGUACUUUGUAUGAUGUCGUUUCACGUUAUAGUUUCAUGGAUCUUUGGCCAUGCUCAUCUAAAGAUUUGGAUCAUUUAGCACGACAAGAGGUACUCUUGUGGCUGGCCAAAAACAUUAAUAAGAAAGUUGACAAAUCAAGUCUAACAAAUGGUGCUAAUAUUGUAGCUGCAGAGAAGGGUUCUUUUGGACUGAUAACCAACUCAAAAGUGGGUCCGCCAUCUACAAAACUUGUUUAUCCAGAUAUAUCUCAGAUGGUUAUAUAUGAUCCUAGGCAGGCACAAGGCCUGGAGAUCCCAGCUGUUUUGAGCUCAACUACUACAUCCAGUGUGGCUCUAGUUGGCAGUGGGAAUACAACGGCAGUUGAGGAGAUUUUGAAAGUGGUCUCACCAGCAUUGGUGGCUUUCAUUGCACACUUGCCUGCUAUUGAAGGUCCUUCACCAGAUGUCGACAUGGUAUUAUCUAUUUUGCUUCAAAGCACUGCACCAACUGGACAGCUUGGUAAACCAACUACUCAGCAAAUCCCAGCAGGUCCAGCUCCCAGCACAAGUGAUCUUUCAGGCUCUAGCAGGACACGUUUGAACCCAAAUGGAUCAUCUAGACUUCCUAGAGAAGGACACUCUGGGAAAAGAAAAGAUCUUGACAGGAAAGAAGAUGAUGAGAGCAUAACUGUACAAAGUCGGCCACUCCCACGAGAUGUUUUUAGGCUCCGGCAGCUGCGGAGGUCACGAGGUGUCAGCUCUUCACAGACAGGAUCUGUUGUCUCUGGUGGAAGUGCAUUUUCUGGCGAACAAUCUGUUAGCGCUGAUUGAUUGUGUAAGCUCCAUAUGUAAUAGUGACUAAUUAUCUAUCUAUAUAUCUAUGAUGCGUACACACUUGCGCGCCAUUGAUAGAAAGUAUUAUAGGAAAUUCCUCAAUUAUUGUUGAGUGAAUGUUUAAAAUAAUCGCUGUUGUCCAUCAGAAUUACCUUAUUGCUCCAUGAGACUUGUACAGGAACAGCUUAGGCACCCCCUUGACAAAUUUCUCAGCUCGUGUAGGAUGUUUAUUGCCUGGUAAUGGAACCCCACGGUUGGUUGGGGACUGCUUUCCUA
Molecule: messenger RNA, 2790 nt
Organism: Elaeis guineensis (African oil palm)
Lineage: Eukaryota; Viridiplantae; Streptophyta; Magnoliopsida; Arecales; Arecaceae
Product: cleavage stimulation factor subunit 77
Biological process (GO): mRNA 3'-end processing
Cellular component (GO): nucleus
Molecular function (GO): mRNA binding; protein binding
Source: RefSeq, a predicted model, not a curated record